AUGUCGUCUCACACGUCCGAAUCUCUGCUUUCAUCUGGACAGAUGAAGGUGAUAUACUUCAGUUAUGAGUUGCCAGAAGACCUCAGCGGUCUUCUGCGUCGGCUUCAUGUUCACAGCCAGUGCAGGAAGCACCACAUUUUGGCGCAAUUCAUAAGCCAGGCCACGCUAGCUGUGCGCGAGGAAGUCCAGUUGUUGCCAGCCUCACUACGCUGUCUGGUGCCACUGUUUGAAACCAUAUUCAGCCUCGCGGGCUACUCGGAUCUGAGAAGCGGGCCUCUAGCAGGCUCGAUGGACGGUGUUCUUCUCUGUGGAUUUCAAAUCGCAACCUUGAUCGGAUACUAUGAGAUCAACGGAUUCCAUGAUGUCCACAGCGGAGACAGAUAUCUUUCUGGCCUCGGUCUUGGUCUGAUCUCGUCUUUGGCCGCCUCGCUAGCCCCUGACUUGGCCAGUCUUCCUACCAUUGGCGCUGAGGUGGUUCGGAUAGCGUUCCGUUUGGGGGUGGUUGUCAGCGAGGUGUCAAACAACCUGGAGCCGAUAUCGGGACAGCCAAGCCACCAUCACAGCAGCUGGGCAUACGUCGUUCCCGAUGUGGUUCCUACCGACGUUCAGAAUGAGCUUGAGGUGUAUCAUGCUGAAAAAGUUCCCUUGCCAGUGUUUGCUGGCCUCUGCCAUGCCAAGCAUAUUUACGACAACAGCUACACGGCAGAGAUCAUCCAGACAAGCUCCAUUGAUGUCAUCGACACCACAUUUACGCCACAAACGGCCAUAUUCUGCUCAAGCAACGGCCAGCCAAUGCAAGCUUGGACGGCACGGACACUCUUUAGGGACGUCGUCUCGGAGAUCCUCACGCAGUCGAUCCACUGGGAAAAGGUGGUACAGGGCAUUAUGCAGACGGCGCGUGGGACCGCGGCGGUCAAAUUCCAGCUUGCCAUAUUUCAGCCGUCGCUGGCAGACCACGAAUUGAUGCACACGCUAAACGCCGAGCUGGUAGGGCUUAAGACGUCGACGAAGAACCUGGCAUCGUGGAUCACGGCAGACGAUAGCAAUCACGAGACCACAGCCAACGACGGCAUUGCUAUUGUCGGCAUGUCCUGUCGUCUACCCGGUGGCGCUACGGACACGGACACGUUUUGGGCCAUUUUGGAACAGGGACUCGACGUGCACCGGACCGUUCCGGCGGACCGCUUCGAUGUCACCACGCACUGCGACCCCAGUGGCAAAAGUCUCAACGCCAGCUGGACCCCGUACGGCUGCUUCAUUGAUGAGCCAGGACUGUUCGACGCAGCCAUUUUCAACAUGUCGCCACGUGAGGCCGUGCAGACGGACCCGAUGCAGCGGCUGGCCCUCGCCACAGCGUACGAAGCACUUGAACGUGCUGGCUUUGUUCUCAACCGUACACCUUCGUCGCGAGAACCCUGUGUCGGCACAUCCUAUGGCCAGGCUAGCGACGACUACCGUGAGGUCAACACGGGUCAAGAAAUUGGCACCUACUUCAUCACGGGUGGCUGCCGCGCGUUUGGCCCUGGGCGCAUUAACUACUUCUUUAAGUUUUCCGGACCCAGCUAUAGCAUCGACACGGCGUGCUCGUCGGGGCUGGCGGCCAUCCAGGUGGCGUGCACGACGCUCUGGGCCGGCGACGCAGACACCAUUGUAGCCGGUGGUGUCAACGUGCUGACCAACUCGGACGCGUUUGCCGGCCUCAGCAAUGGGCACUUUUUGUCUAGUACGCCUAAUGCCUGCAAGACGUGGGAUAGCGAGGCCGACGGGUACUGCCGUGCAGAUGGCGUGGUAUCGUUUGUGUUGAAGCGGCUGGCCGAUGCCAAGGCCGACAACGACACUAUUCUGGGGGUUAUUGGGGGUGCUGGCACGAACCAUUCGGCCGACGCCGUCUCUAUCACCCACCCCCAUGCGCCCUCACAGGCCUAUCUAAUGCGACAGGUUCUGGCCCAGGCCGGCGUGGAUCCCCUGGAUGUGAGCUACGCCUGGCCACGCGCAUUGGGAGAUGGCAAGAAGAGGCUAGCUCUAAUGAACAACUUUAGUGCUGCUGGUGGCAACAAUUGUCUGCUUCUGGAGGAGGCGCCGGCGAAGACACCUUGCAAAACCAGCGACCCUCGACCUGUCCAUACGGUCGCAGUCUCCGCCAAGAGCAAGCAGUCGCUACUAGGAAACCUCGAGCGCCUAGUAGCCUAUCUCGAGGCCCAUCCGCAGACAUCUAUGGCUAACGUCGGCUACACUACCACAGCACGUCGGCACCAUUACAACCAUCGCGUGGCCGUCGUUGUGUCCGAUGCCGCUACAGCCACUGCCAAACUACGCACGCAGCUGACUUUGGUGGACGCCCUCAAGCCCAUUCUGCCCAUGGCACCACCCUCGGUCGUAUUCGCCUUCACUGGCCAGGGCGCAUCUUACCCUUCUAUGAAUGUUGAACUGUUCCAUGACAGCCCGGCUUUCCAGGCCCAGAUGCUGCAUCUUGAUGUUCUUGUCCAGAAGCAAGGCUUUCCUUCUAUAGUGCCUGCACUCGAUGGCAGUCACGUGCGAAGUCACGUCCAUUCACCCGUGGUCACGCAGCUGGCUCUCGUCUGUGUCGAAAUCGCCCUGGUGCACUACUGGGCGGGACUGGGCAUUCGGCCGGAUGUGGUCUUAGGUCAUAGCCUGGGCGAGUAUGCUGCGCUGCAUGCGGCUGGCGUGCUAUCAGCCAGCGAUGCCAUCUUUCUAGUCGGCAAGCGGGCGCAACUGUUAACGGAGCUCUGCGAGGUGGGCAGCCAUGAUAUGUUGGCCGUGCGGGCGUCGGUUGAAGACAUUGAAGCGGCCGUGGGCUCCGGUGACUACGAAGUGGCCUGUUUAAACAGCCCCCGGGACACUGUCUUGAGCGGUUCAGCAAACAAAAUCGGCCGUGUCGCCCACGCCUUGGAGACCAGGGGUAUCAAGCGCUUCCGGCUCGACGUCUCCUUUGCCUUCCACUCGUCCCAAACCGACCCUGUACUGGACCGCUUUGAGCAGGCCGCCUGUGCUGGUGCUGUUACCUUCCACCAGCCCACGCUGCCUGUUAUCUCGCCGCUGCUAGGCCGCGUUAUCUUUGAUGACAAGACAGUCAACGCCCGCUACAUCCGCCAGGCCACACGCGAGCCCGUGCGAUUCCAUGAGGCGCUGGGGGUUGCAUACAAUAUGGGCAUUAUCGACGACAGCAUGGCCUGGGUUGAAGAUGGCCCCCAUCCCGUCUGCCUCGGCUUUGUCAAGUCGACCCUAACUGCGGGCCCGGUGGCUUCGGUCCCGUCGCUGCGUCGUGGUGAGAACAGCUGGCAGACCCAGGCUCUUAGCCUGGCCGUGCUGCACAACGCCGGGCUGCCAGUCAACUGGGACGAGUUCCACCGGCCCUUUGAGCCGAUGCUGUCCCUAAUGGACCUUCCAACGUACGCUUGGAACGACAAAACGUACUGGCAUCAGUACACGGGCGUCUGGGCGCUAACUAAGGGCAACACCUUUUACACGGACAAAGCAGAAGCCCAGAAGCCGCUCAGCCCGGCUAGCUCGGCCAUUCAGACAACGUCUGUGCAGCGGGUCGUCCAAGACGUCUUCAUGACUACCACUGCCAAGGUCGUGAUCCAGUCCGACCUGAUGCAGCCCGAGCUGUUGGCUGCUACUUACGGACAUAGAAUGAACAACUGCGGCGUUGUUACAUCUUCUAUCCAUGCCGACAUUGCCUUUACGCUUGGCCGCUACCUGCUCGACAGGCUGCGCCCAGGUGCGCAAGACACCAGCAUUGAUAUUGCCAAUCUCCAAGUGGUCAAGGGUCUUGUUGCCUACAAAGACACUUCAGUCCCUCAGGUCAUCCAGGUGUCUGUGGUUGUUGAUGAUGUUUCGACACUUUCCGUAGCUCGGCUAGCAUGGCACAAUGUCCAGGCAGAUAAGACUUUAGAAGAGCUUCCCUUUGCCACAGCCGAGUUGCACUUUGGGUCCCCCGCUGGCUGGCUACAGGCCUGGUCUCCUUUAACUCAUCUCGUCCAAGGUCGCAUUGACGAGCUCACCCGCCUCGCUGAUCUCGGGGUAGCCAACCGCCUGUCUCGUAACAUGGCCAACACGCUGUUCGCUGGCAGUCUGGUCGACUACAGCGAAAAGUACCGCGGCAUGCAGUCGGUUGUCCUGCACGGUCUGGAGGCAUAUGCCGAUGUGACGCUGUCGACAGCCUCUUUGAAGGGCACCUGGACCAUCCCGCCCGACUUCAUCGAUAGCGUGGCCCACCUGGCCGGCUUUGUCAUGAACGUGUCCGACGCCCACGACACGCACGCCAACUUUAGCGUCACGCCCGGCUGGGGUUCUAUGCGGCUGGCCGUACCGCUUGUGGCUGGGGGUCAGUAUCGCUCGUAUGUGAAGAUGGUCCCGACCUUCGAAGACCCGCGCAUCUUCCUAGGUGACGUUUACGUGCUACGUGCUUUAGACGGGGUUAUUAUUGGUGUCGUGGGUGCCAUUGAGUUCCGCCAGUAUCCGCGUCUGCUACUAAACCGCUUCUUCUCGGCCGAUGCGCCGACUGCCUCGCCUGGAUCGGCUCAACAGUCCACCAAGCCUGUUGAACCUGUGGCCCCUCCUCCUGUACCUGUUGUUCAGAGCACAUCUGCACCAGCGCCGGCAGUUGCGGCAGAGAACAACACAGAUAGCACGACGUCCAAGGCCAUUGCCCUGGUGGCUGCCGAGGCUGGUAUUGAGCUUUCUGAGCUGCAGGAUGAUGUGCACUUUGCCCAUGUCGGUGUUGACAGUCUCAUGAGUCUGGUUAUUUCCGAGCGCUUCCGCGAACAGUUGGGCGUGCAGGUCCGGGGCAGCUUGUUCUUGGAAUAUCCGACCGUAGGUCACUUGCGGGCGUGGUUGGCUGAGUAUUACGGUUAA
Grosmannia clavigera kw1407 is the source of this 4878-nucleotide messenger RNA. Its product is annotated as polyketide synthase. Gene Ontology annotation, biological process: fatty acid biosynthetic process; secondary metabolite biosynthetic process. The record is from RefSeq and is a predicted model, not a curated record. Lineage: Eukaryota; Fungi; Ascomycota; Sordariomycetes; Ophiostomatales; Ophiostomataceae. The transcript has 5 exons. The coding region runs from base 1 to 4878 and encodes 1625 amino acids. Gene Ontology annotation, molecular function: fatty acid synthase activity; phosphopantetheine binding; 3-oxoacyl-[acyl-carrier-protein] synthase activity.